Molecule: messenger RNA, 2551 nt
Organism: Pseudogymnoascus verrucosus
Lineage: Eukaryota; Fungi; Ascomycota; Leotiomycetes; Thelebolales; Thelebolaceae
Exons: 2
Coding region: 568-1986 (472 amino acids)
Molecular function (GO): succinate-semialdehyde dehydrogenase (NAD+) activity
Source: RefSeq, a predicted model, not a curated record
GUUACAAUAUGUAUAUGUAUACAACAAAUAAACGGAAAGAAAACGAUACGCAUGCAAUGCAUUACUCACCUGAGAAAAAUCUGAUAUAUCGAUAUCUAUGAUACAUAUACUUAUCAAUGUUCCACUACGGAAGCACCCUUCCUCCGCCCCGUUACAAUUUCCGUUCCUAACUCCCGAGCUCAAGACAUACAUCACUUGGCAUUCCAGCCUCCUCAACAUACCCCACACUGUCCCGUCCCUCAUUGCCCCGGAUCAACCGCGGGCCCUAUGAUCAUCUAUCAAAUGUAUCAGUGGGGCAGCCCUGGCUGAGACUGAUGGUGGCCGAGGGGGGCCGAUUGAUAGAUCACAUUGGGUGGUCAUGAUAUCAUGGAACUGCCGAAAGAGAAGUCCAUUUACUUCAUAUUAGCCCCUCGUCCCCGCAUCUUUCUACUUACCCCAUCUUAUGCAUCUACCAUAAGUUUCCUUAUUUAGAGCACCUCUUUUCUCCUUAUAUUGCUUCUCCCCCCCACUUGAUCACCCUCGUCCACUCCAGCGUCUACAGCGCCUUACCAACAACACACCGCUACUAUGUCUUCCUCCGACCAAAUCCACACAGUCCCUGCCUACAUCAACGGCGCUGAGCUCCCUCUCUCCUCAACCUUUGACGUCAACUCCCCCUCCACAAACACACUCAUCCACCGCUCCGCCUCCGCCACCGUCGCUGACGCUCUCUCCGCCGUCACAGCCGCCCAGGCCGCCUUCCCCGCAUGGCGCGACCUUCCCCCCGCCGCAAAACGCGACAUCUUCCUCAAGACAGCCGAGAUAUUCAAGAGCCGAGCAGAAGAGCUCACAAAAUACAUGGUUGAUGAGACGGGCGCUGAUGCUGGUUGGGCGGGCUUCAACAUCCACCUCACUACGGAUUUGCUUAUUGAUGUGGCGGGCCGCAUCUCAAGCGUGAAGGGCGAUUUCCCUACCACCUCCGACCCAGGAACGAGCGCAAUCAUAUAUAAAGAGCCAUUUGGCGUUAUUCUCGGCAUUGCCCCAUGGAAUGCCCCUUACAUCCUCGGCGUCCGCGCCAUCGCCAACGCCCUCGCCGUCGGCAACACUGCCAUCCUCAAAGCCCCCGAGAUCUCUCCCCGCUGCACCUGGGCCAUCGUCUCGUGCUUCCACGCUGCCGGUCUCCCCGCCGGCGUCCUCAACUCCCUCGCCCACGACACCGCCUCCGCGCCUGCAGUCACACAAGCACUCAUCACCGACCCGCGUAUUCGCAAGAUCAACUUCACAGGCUCCACGGCCGUGGGUCGCAUCAUUGCCGAGCAGGCUGGGCGCGCGCUCAAGCCUGUGCUCUUGGAGCUGGGUGGCAAGGCGCCGGCGAUCGUGUGGAGUGACGCAGAUCUAGACUUGGCAGCUACUGAGUGCGCGAAGGGCGCGUUUAUGCACACCGGGCAGAUCUGUAUGAGCACCGAGAAGAUACUUGUGCACCGUAGCGUGGCGAAGGUGUUCGGGGAGAGGUUGAAGGUGAAGGUGGGAGAGAUGUUUGGGGUUGGAUGUUUGGUGAAUCGGAUGGGGGUGGAGAAGAAUGUAAGGCUUGUGAAGGAUGCCGUUGGGAAGGGAGCAGCUGUCAUGGUUGGUGCUCUGGGUGGAGAGGAUGGAGCGAAGAUGUCGCCAAUAGUUCUUGGAGGCGUGACGGAGGAGAUGGAUGUGUACAAGACGGAGUCGUUUGGGCCGACUGUCAGUGUGAUUGAGGUCGACACGGAGGAGGAGGCGCUGCGUAUUGCGAAUGAUACUGAGUAUGGGCUGUCGGCAUCGGUGUUCACGGAAGACCUGCGUACGGGGCUGAGGUUCGCGAGGGGAAUCGAGAGCGGUGCGGUGCAUAUAAAUGGGAUGACGGUGCAUGAUGAGUCGGCGCUGCCGCAUGGAGGCUGGAAGAGCUCUGGGUAUGGAAGGUUUGGGAGCGGGGGGAUGGAGGAGUGGGUGCAGACGAAGACGGUGACAUUUAAGAACUAGGAUAUAAGUGCCAUUUAAUUUCCACAUGCUGUGUAUAUUCUCCCGUUAAAAUAUGGCAGACGAGCUAAGGUACCGGAUAUGGCACCUUAUAGGGAAUGGUACAUUUGGAACUACACUUGGACAAAGUGAAAGGCAAGUUCCAUAUCAAUGACUUGAAACUACCUGUGGAACAAGAACAACCCACAAGAAAACGCUCUCCAGCUAGCAUUUUGCCACUGUACCUACUACUCUCAACUCCUCACUGCCGCCCAUCUCCCAACCGCUAGCCUUCUCGCAGCCACGCAACCUCUCACUUCAAGUUCUAACACACCAACUUCUCAAGAACGAUUCACUAUGGCAUGUCCCCAUCAGCCUUUUGCCCGGAGAGCAUUAUCAGGACCACAAAUAGGGUUUUCCCCAUUCCCAUGGUGUCUGUGACGUCCGUGGAAGCUCUUUGCGAUCCUCGUGGUUGCUAUAAAUAAUGACGGGCUUGGGUAAGCACCCGCAGUCAGUGACCUUCCUAUAGUACCACUGUCUCCAAGCAAGUUAGAAGUGCUGCUCUCUCGAGAAUUCCACGAAGUGCAUC